Biomphalaria glabrata is the source of this 2719-nucleotide messenger RNA. Its product is annotated as solute carrier family 28 member 3-like. The record is from RefSeq and is a predicted model, not a curated record. The transcript is spliced from 14 exons. Bases 84 to 2069 code for a protein of 661 amino acids. Gene Ontology annotation, biological process: nucleoside transmembrane transport. Gene Ontology annotation, cellular component: membrane. Gene Ontology annotation, molecular function: nucleoside:sodium symporter activity. NCBI's taxonomy places the organism in Eukaryota, Metazoa, Mollusca, Gastropoda, Planorbidae.
GUAACCUUGGGUGUAAAUGCACUUCUCUCCAAUGUAUUGUGAUUUUCAAGUGGACAUUUUGUUAGCACUAACCUUUGGAUGUCAUGUCUUCCAUGGCCGAACAGAAUCCUGUUCAUACAGAAAAAAACAUCAAUAACGGUGACCUUCACAUUGAAGAAUUAGAGCUGAAAGAGGUCAGAGUUCAAGACGAAACAACCAAUGAGAUGACAUGUCGAGAGACUGAAGUUGCUAAUCCACUACUGGAAGAAGUACCAGCUCCAAAUAUUGUUGUAGAAGUCGAAGAUUAUCGGCUAAAUGAUGAUAAGAGUGAAUGGAGUGACGAUGACACAGUAGAAGAGAAGGACGUCUCGUCUUUGAAGUAUGGGCUCAUGUCAAGGGCGAUUCUUGGCUGUCGAGAUUUCUGCAGAAGAAAACUGGCCUUUGUCGUGUCCAAAACUCGGGGCUACCUGCUGUCUGUGAUACUUUUACUUGGCUACCUGGCUUACUUUAUAGCAGCCAUGUGCUACAGUUUUGAAGACGAAAGUUCACACCGUCUGCUAGGCUGCACCAUAUUGGGUCUGAUCAUUGUAGCCAGGAAGCUCAUCGCUCAAUUGUUCAGAAAGUUGUGCUUUCUAGUCACCGGCUCUGAUCACGUGACUCUAGUCUGGAAGAAACGUUUGACAACUUGCACAUUUUUUUCACGGUGGCUUAUGUAUGGACUUAUGUGUGGUAUCAUGAUUUGGGUGAUCGUGGACAAGGCGAUUGCAGAUCCUAACAAUCUGAGAUCUAUACCUGGCAUUUUGAUUAUCAUGUUGAUAUGCUUGUUUUGUUCCAACUCUCCACACAAGGUCAACUAUCACACAAUAUUCUGGAGCGUUGGGCUUCAGUUUCUCUUGGCUCUCUAUGUAUUGAAAUGGAAAUACGGAAAAGCCUCAGUGACCUGGGUCCAAGAAAGAAUCAGCGAAUUUAAUGAGAAUUCUGAUGCUGGCUCCAGACUUGUAUUUGGAGAUAAUUACAAGGAACAUUAUCUGAUCUUUGGCGCCUUACCUUUGUUUUUCUUCAUCAAUGGCAUGAUGACUGUACUCUACUACUGUGGCGCUAUGCAGCUCAUCAUUAAUGUUGUAGGAAAUACAUUGACUUUUGUUUUGGGUACAUCUGCGGUGGAGUCUAUGGCCGUAGCAGCAGGGGUCUUCAUGGAAGGGGUGGCAACUAUCACAGCCUUCAAGCCUUAUCUCAAUGAUUUGUCCAAGUCUGAGUUGUUUUUGAUCAUGACUUCUUGUUUCUCUUCUAUUGGAAGCACAUUUCUGGCUAUUUUAAGCCAAAUAGGAGUUUCUGUUGAUCUGCUUAUUGGCGCCAUGCUUCUGUCUGCUCCGGCCACCUUUACCGUCUGCAAACUUUUAAUGCCAGAAACAAAACUUAAGAAACGAAACAAAAUGUCAGACAUUGGGAACUUAGAGAAAAACAAGUACCCCAAUAUUUUGGACGCCUUUCAGUCGGGUGCUGCAGCCAUGGCAUCAGCCUUCAUCAAUGUCGUUAUCAGCGCCUUCGCCCUGGUCUGUUUAAUCUCUUGGGUGAACAAGACGCUGGAGUGGUUUGGGGAUAGAGUCGGUGUCCGAAACGUUUCCAUAGAGCUCAUCGCUUCCUAUUUGUUGUAUCCUGUUGCUUUGGGCAUGGGCGUAGAGCUUGAGGACUGUCGGAAAGUGGCUGCCAUUUUGGGCUUUCGUCUCGGUAGCUCUAAUAUUAUUGGUUUUCUUAAGUUGGCAGAAUUGAAAAGGAACAGACUUCUUUAUGAAAAUUACCUAACGCAGUUCGGAUCUAAUGCCACGUUGACCUUUCAAAACGAUGACGUCAUUCUUGAUAUGUUAGGCCAAACUCUCAAACAGGGAUUUAUUUCGGUGAGGUCUGAGGCCAUCCUGACCUACUCACUUUGUGGUUUAUCCAGCAUACUGUCUGCAGCUAUUAAUAUGGGAGUCAUGUGUGCGUUCCUGCCCAAGAAAAGAAAAUGGAUCUCACGCAUUUGUUUUGCAGCUCUUAUCGCUGGAAACCUGGCCAAUACUAUGACUGGAUGUUUUGCCUGUUUAUUUUUCUAAUGCUGGUCUCUGCCUGUGAUAUGAUACAGUAUCUCGUCAAAGUGAUCUACUAGAUUUAUGCCUGUAAAAAAAAGUGAACAUACCAUCGUUAAACUUAUGUCAUUUUUUAAAUAGAAAUGUCACUCCCAUCCAGUGAGGUAGUUCACAGUAAAUACUACUUAGAGAUUGUAAUUAAAAUUUAAAGUAAUCCUAACACAGAUAUAUAAAAAUGUUUUGAUGUAAGGUCUUUAUAAAAUAUUUGAUGUAAGGUCUAUAUAAAAUAUUUGAUGUAAGGUCUUUAUAAAAUAUUUGAUGUAAGGUCUAUAUAAAAUAUUUGAUGUAAGGUCUAUAUAAAAUAUUUGAUGCAAUGUCUAUAUAAAAUAUUUGAUUUAAGGUCUAUAUAAAAGUUCAUGACUUUUUGUUUAAGAAUCCGGUAAAAGGGAAAAGCUGUUAUUUGCUUUGUGUGGUCUGUCUGUCCGCUAACCUCCGUUUGACAUCAAUAAGUGUCAAAAUAAGUUAAAAAUUAUGGAUGAUCCCAAUUAUAAAUCAUAAAUUGUGUCUUCUGAAAGCGCAACUUUUUUUUGUUUAUUCUCAAUGCACGUUAUCUGCUUGAUCAAAUCAUUUUGUGCAACAAGCUUCAAUAAAAGAUCAAGAGAAAAUAAAAUGAAGAA